AACUGCAUCGGGUAUAUUUGGGUCAAAGUCGUUUCUCUUCGUAUGCUCAAACACACACACAAACAACACCUUCAACUGUGUGUGCGAGCCAGCCAGCCACCUCUGUGAUUCCUUCUCAAGAUCUGAAUUUACUCAUCAAGUCGUGACAAAACAGGAAAGCUUCCUUGGGUAAUGUGGAAUUGCAGAAAUCUAUUUUUUGUGCACAAGGGGUAAAAGACUUGUCCUGUUGAAAAUACCAAAAAUUUAGUGAAAAUGACUCCAUCAAGUAAGGCUGAUAAAAAGGCAGCAGUCGACAUUGCUGCAUGGAUGUUCAACAUCGUCACUUCAGUUGGGAUCAUCAUUGUGAACAAAGCUUUAAUGGCAACAUAUGGUUUCACAUUUGCAACAACAUUAACGGGGUUGCAUUUUGUUACCACGACCUUGAUGACUCUUGUUCUUAGGUGGCUGGGUUACAUCCAACCAUCCCAUCUACCCGUCGCAGAUCUUCUGAAAUUUGUUCUCUUUGCUAACUUCUCCAUUGUUGGGAUGAAUGUCAGCCUAAUGUGGAACUCUGUGGGAUUCUACCAGAUAGCAAAGCUGAGUAUGAUCCCUGUAUCCUGCUUGUUGGAAGUUGUGUUUGAUAAGAUACGAUAUUCAAGGGACACAAAGCUCAGUAUCUUGAUCGUUCUCUUGGGUGUUGCUGUCUGCACUGUUACUGAUGUAAGCGUUAAUACUAAAGGUUUCGUCGCUGCCUUUGUUGCAGUAUGGAGUACAGCUCUUCAACAAUAUUACGUGCAUUAUCUUCAAAGGAAAUACUCGUUGAGUUCUUUCAAUCUGUUGGGACAUACUGCUCCUAUUCAGGCUGGAUCCCUGCUACUAUUGGGUCCCUUUGUGGAUUACUGGUUGACAAACAAGAGAGUGGAUGCUUUUAAGUAUGAUACGGCAUCAUUGUUGUUCUUGAUCCUAUCUUGCACAAUUGCAAUUGGGACGAACCUGAGUCAAUUCAUCUGCAUCGGGAGGUUCACAGCUGUUACUUUCCAAGUGCUUGGGCACAUGAAAACCAUACUGGUCCUGAUGCUUGGUUUCAUCUUCUUUGGGAGAGAGGGUCUGAAUCUUCAUGUGGUUCUGGGGAUGAUGAUAGCAAUUAUGGGAAUGGUUUGGUACGGUAACGCCUCCUCCAAACCCGGUGGUAAAGAACGUCGUAGCUACUCACUUCCCAAAACCAGUCAACCCAAAAAGGAUUCCCUAUUAGAAACUUCCGACACAGACGACAAGCCGUAAGCCAAGCAUUUUUUUUUUCUUCAUACCCAUGUCUCGCUGGCUAGAUAAAAAAGAAAGGUUGUUAUUUAAGUUAUAUGAUUUUUGUAUGUGAUCUAAAUGUUAUGAUUUGAACAAGAAAUUCAGAAAGGCUACUUCUUUUUCACUUUCUUUGUGAUUAUAAUUAAACACUUGGAUUACUUUUGGGAUUGAUUGAAAC
Molecule: messenger RNA, 1456 nt
Organism: Cynara cardunculus var. scolymus (artichoke)
Lineage: Eukaryota; Viridiplantae; Streptophyta; Magnoliopsida; Asterales; Asteraceae
Product: UDP-rhamnose/UDP-galactose transporter 6-like
Exons: 6
Coding region: 253-1260 (335 amino acids)
Cellular component (GO): Golgi apparatus
Molecular function (GO): antiporter activity; UDP-galactose transmembrane transporter activity
Source: RefSeq, a predicted model, not a curated record